GACAACGUGGUCCAGUGGUGUAUGCCAUUAGUACUUUUUUUUCAUAAAAAAUAUUGAACAAAAAUCAUUUCUUUAAAUUGCUUUAACCUUCAAUAAAGAAAGAUGUAUGUAGUACUAAGUUUCUUCUUACACAUUUGAUCAUAUCCAAGAACCUAUUUUACUUUUUCCAUUGAGUUUUGAUCUGAGAUAUUUUUUUUACUUUUACUCCGUUGUUACUGUUAUGUGGAGUUUCACACAUACUUUGGUUUGAUCUGUUUUUGUUUCUUUUUCGGUUUGUAUUUUGGCGAAAAAGGAAGUAUGGCAGAUGUAGCAUUGCAAUUUGCAGUGGAGAUAUUGGUUCCGAUAAUAAAGGAAACUUGGAAGUACAUUGAUAGUGGAAAAGAAGAUUCUGCAAAUGAACUACUGGGAGAACUUAAUCGUUUAAAGGCCUUCUUGCAGGAUGCUGCAAAAUAUCGUCAAAGCAACAGUGAACAGUGGAAAAACUUUGUCAAGGAAGUCCAAGUUAUGGUAUAUGAAGCUGAGGGUCUCAUUGAUAAGCUCAUGGUUGAGAUGAAGCUGCACCAAAAGAAAAAUAAAUUUGAACAGAUCGUGGAUAUUAAAUAUCACAAAACCCUUAAGGAUCUUGUAGAAGACAUCAAAGCAAUUCUUGGAAAGGUGAAGAAUAUUCGCGAAGCAAAUCUGCAGGCUUUCCAGGCAAAGCCAAUCCUUGAUUAUCAGCCGGAAAUUGUUGCCCCCGGCACACAGGAUACUUUAUUGGAAGAAAACAAAGUUGUCGGUUUUGAUGAGGAAGCAAAAGUAGUGAUCAAGCGACUUGUUAAAGGAACCAAAGAUUUAGAUGUUAUCCCUGUGGUGGGGUUGCCUGGACUAGGCAAAACCACUCUGGCAAUAAAAAUCUCUAAAGAUCCGCAAGUUUCCUAUGAUUUUUUCCUGACCAUUUGGGUGAACGUAGGCCCGCAAUCCAAACUGAAGGGGGUCUUCCUUAGUAUUCUGAAAGCGUUCAAGAAACAGACUACAGAAUAUCAAGACAUGGAUGUGAAGGAAUUGCCAAAGAUAAUAUGUGAAUUCAUUGACAAAGGCGGCAAAUGUCUCAUUGUAUUGGAUGACGUGUGGACAACAGACGUUGUGGAUGCUGUCAUGAAUGUUUUCCCCGAAAAAAGCAAAGGCCACCGUAUCAUGAUCACCACUCGUGAUGGACGUAUUGGUAGAUAUGCCAAUGCUAAUCCUCACAUGUUGAAAUUUCUGAAAAUGGAGGAAAGUUUCCAAUUGUUGGUAAAUAGAGUUUUUGGCAGUAAUAUCCGAAGGUGUCCUGUAGAGUUAAUAGAACAUGGGGAAAGCAUCGCAAAACAAUGUUUUGGAGUGCCACUUGCAGUUGUGGUAAUUGCAGGAGCUCUAAGAGGACGCACCAGCAAAAGUGACUGGAAAAUGGUUGAGGACAAUGUAAAACACCUUAUAAAUAAAGAUGAUGACCCAAAAAGCUGCUUGAAAUUUGUGGAAAUGAGUUAUGUUUAUCUACCCGAAGAGAUGAAGGCGUGUUUCCUAUAUUGUGGUGCCUUUCCACAAGGCUUUGAAAUUCCUGCUUGGAAGUUGAUCCGCUUAUGGAUUUCUGAGGGAUUGAUAAACUCCAACUUAACAGGAAGCCCCGAGGAUAUAGCAGAGUAUUACUUGAACGACCUUAUCAACAGGAACUUAGUAAUAGUAGUGCAGAAAAGGGCUAAUGGUCAAGUAAAAACAUGCCGUAUUCAUGACAUGUUACACCAGUUUUGCAAGAUAGAGGCUAAUAACGAAGGUCUUUUCCACGAAGUAUGUGAAAAAACAGAUCAGGCUGGUCUUUCUAUACCAGAUCUAGAUAGUUCUCGUCGCUUGUGUAUUCCACUCUCUCUUUUGAAAGCUUUUAUCUCCACCGAACCAUCUGCUGAGCAUGUUAGAUCAUUCUUGUGUUUUUCCACAAAACAAAAAGAAAGUGAGAAGCUUAGCAACAUUCAACAACUCCACAAAGCCUUUCCACUGGUCAGGGUCUUGGAUGUUGAAUCCCUUGAAUUUAGUUUCAGCAAGUAUUUCAGAGAGCUAUAUCAUUUGAGGUACAUUUCCAUCUCAGUUGAAAGCAGUGUCCUUCCGAUGUUCUUUGGUAAAUUUUGGAAUUUACAAACUCUUAUAAUUUAUACAAAGGCAUCCACCAUUGAAAUUAAAGCUGAAAUAUGGAACAUGCUACGGUUGAGGCAUGUGCACACCAAUGUCCCUGCAAAAUUGCCAUCCUCUACUACCCACACAGUAGAUGAAUCUUCUCGCAUACAAACUUUGUCUAAAGUUGCACCAGAAAGUUGCAGAGAAGAUGUGCUUGCGCGGGCUUGUAAUCUCAGAAAACUAACUAUUCAAGGGAAAAUGGCUGAUUUUCUUGAAAUUAACAUGGGUGGGUUCAACAACUUUCAAAAGCUAAAGUGCCUGGAGCAAUUGAAACUGUUGAAUGAUAAUGUAGACAGAUCCAUGAGCGGAGUUCUUCACCUUCCCCCCGCAUUCCCCAAAUUUCUAUGCAAACUGAAGAAGUUAACUUUGUCAAAUACAAGGUUUGCUUGGAGCGAGGCGAGUAGAUUGGGGCAGUUGGAAUGCCUUGAGGUCCUAAAGCUAAAAGAAAAUGCAUUUAGUGGGACAAUAUGGGAUUCAGAGAUUGGAGGUUUUAACCAACUAAAGGUAUUAUGGAUUGAAAGGGCAGACCUUAAAGCUUGGAAGGUCGCAAAUCUUCAAUUUCAAAGACUUCAGUGUCUUGUUGUUAAAUCCUGCGAUGAGCUUGAGGCUGUACCAAUUGAGUUGGCUGAUGUACGUACCCUUCAAGAAAUGACGCUGGAGCACACAAAAAAGGCUAUCAAAUCUGUGAACGCUAUCAAAUGCAGGAAGCAAGAGAUGCAUCGUGAGCACAUGCAGAAAGCUGCAGAAAGCAAAUCUGGAACAGAAAUCGAAGGCAAGAAAAAGGUGAGUGAAGAUAUGGAGAGUUUCAAAUUCGAGCUCACUAUAUUCCCCCCUGAAACGGCUGAUUGCAACCCCAAACAUUGAAGUUGAAAGAAGCAGGAGAGGAUCAAGAAGAUAUUGACCGUGCUGGGAGCCUGGGGGUCAUGGAGUAUCUGAUAUGACGUCAAGGCAUACAUUUCAACCUUAUGAGAUCGUCGCAAUAAGAUAUCUGUUUGUGUUUUUGUUUAUUCAAGCAUUAUUAAGUUGAGAAUUCGCUUCUGUGUGAUGACUGUUAGCUUGUAGAACUGUUUGUAUCUUUCAUGUGCUGUUAUGGUUGUAUUUGGCUUGUUUUGCUCUCGUAAAAGUAAUGUUGCUAUCACUGAUUUAUGUUGGAAGACAUGUUAUUCCAACUAAUAAAGUGUUACUUGUCUUA
This is a messenger RNA of Capsicum annuum, 3373 nucleotides long. Its product is annotated as putative late blight resistance protein homolog R1B-23. The transcript is spliced from 3 exons. Gene Ontology annotation, biological process: defense response to other organism. The record is from RefSeq and is a predicted model, not a curated record. Lineage: Eukaryota; Viridiplantae; Streptophyta; Magnoliopsida; Solanales; Solanaceae. Gene Ontology annotation, molecular function: ADP binding. Bases 298 to 3045 code for a protein of 915 amino acids.